Sugiyamaella lignohabitans is the source of this 1482-nucleotide messenger RNA. It is a transcript of the gene DSE1, whose product is annotated as Dse1p. The record is from RefSeq and is a predicted model, not a curated record. Lineage: Eukaryota; Fungi; Ascomycota; Dipodascomycetes; Dipodascales; Trichomonascaceae. Gene Ontology annotation, biological process: cilium movement. Gene Ontology annotation, molecular function: dynein heavy chain binding; dynein light chain binding. Gene Ontology annotation, cellular component: axonemal dynein complex. The coding region runs from base 1 to 1482 and encodes 493 amino acids. The transcript has a single exon.
AUGGAUGGUCCAAUAAGGGUACUUGGAGAUGGCCAAGUAGACCCUGGGUUUUACAAUUCAGAUGAUUACAACAGUCGCUUAGACGGGCUUAAAAUAAGGCAGGAAUUCGAGGUUCCUGCUGCCAAGCAGCAGCUAAGACAUGUUAAUGAUGUCAAUGACUACUUUCAACCUCAGGAACCUACUGGAGAAGUUUCUGUUUCAUCACACUACUGGAAGAUUCCUGAUAAGCGUCAGUACUUGACGGCCAUUGCAACACAUGAGACUGAUCCCUUGGUGGCCAUUGCUAGUGGAUCUAGAGAAUCCAACCUAUUCAUAUAUGAGCUUGACAAAAAUGAACUGGAUGCGUCAAAGUCUAUUUUAACUCAUCACCAGACUAUAACUCUGGCAGAAAUUCACUCUCUUGCAUGGGCGUCCCCCAAUGAUCCUCUGGGACAACAGGGCAAUGUCAUAUUCACUGGUCACAACACUGGCAUGGUACAUAUGAUUUUAUUACCGGAUCCUUACAGAAGCAGUGAUCCAGCGGAGAUAAUGAAACGCUUUAAUCAUAACCGACAUGUAGAAGGCGCCACUAGUACGAGGAUAAGUCAAUUAGGACUCACCAGUGGCUCCUGGACGUGUUCAGCGCCAACUUCUAUCAUGUCACUGUUUAAUGAGCAUCUUUUCCUGUGGGAUCCCAGUCGGAGUGAUAUGCCUAUCAUGAAGAAAAAGAUUCGAGGCGUCUCGUGCUUUGAUAUAUCUACGCUUCAUGAUGGCGUGAUAUCGGUGGGUAGUUCUAAAGGUAUAUCCAUACGAGAUGUGAGGGCAAAGGGAUCACAUGGGUUAUCUCCACCAACUGGCAACGACAAGAAGGUUACACAAGUCAAAUGGUCUCCAUUUGAUGCAAACAUAGUAGCCGCAGUACAUGAUGGAAAUACUUUAAAAGUAUGGGAUGUGCGAGCCAAUGCUCCAAUGCUCACUUAUCAUGGACACUCGGAUAUUAUCAACUCGAUAAAUUGGUCUAACACUGACUCUAAUCAGCUCUGGUCAGCCUCAGAUGACAAUACUAUUAGAAUGUGGGAUAUAGAUGAGAGUCAAGAACAACAGCGACAAGUGGACAGUAUUAGUAAUUCAGUCCAGUCGGUACGAAACAACGAGAAGGAUGCUAAAUGGGUACCGACAAAACCUUGGAAGUUAUAUCGCCAAAGACUGUCAAGAUAUAAUGAAUCAUUCUCUCUUGGAUAUUUCGUUGAUCCAAGUCAAGGAGGUACCUUGUCGUCCACGACGAUAUUUUCUGAAUCCAAGCAAUUCUUAUCGCUGGCAUCAUUUCCCAACACUAGACAUGGUGAUCAAAGUAUCCUAUCGAUUGAUAACGAUGGGUUCUUUGGAUUGCAUGUCAAGGAAAAUUCUAAUGCAGGUAGUCGUAGAGGCAGCUUUGGAUAUAGCGAUAGCAUGGAUUCCAGUGAUAGUGACAUUGGUAGUUCAUAUUCAGUCCCAACAGUUUGA